Messenger RNA from Suncus etruscus (white-toothed pygmy shrew), 297 nucleotides. RefSeq names its product prostate and testis expressed 3 (gene PATE3). NCBI's taxonomy places the organism in Eukaryota, Metazoa, Chordata, Mammalia, Eulipotyphla, Soricidae. The record is from RefSeq and is a predicted model, not a curated record. The coding region runs from base 1 to 297 and encodes 98 amino acids. The transcript is spliced from 3 exons.
AUGGAUAAACGUCUCUUGUUCAUCUUCUCCUACUUUUGCUUCAUUGUGGCAGUGACCCCGCUCAGAUGCAUAACAUGCCACCUUCACACAGAGGCAGACCGCUGUCGAAGGGGCUUUGGAAUCUGUACUACUCAGAAACAUGAGAAAUGUAUGACCUUAAAAAUAUCCCAGGGUGGUAUACUGCUGCUAUCUUAUAUGGUAUGUCAGAAAUUCUGCAAAGACAUGUCCUAUGAUUUCAACAACAGGACCUAUGAUCAUAAAUGCUGUGAAGAAGAUUUCUGUAACUAUCAGUUCUGA